Lymnaea stagnalis (great pond snail) is the source of this 4872-nucleotide messenger RNA. The record is from the annotation of a GenBank genome assembly. Lineage: Eukaryota; Metazoa; Mollusca; Gastropoda; Lymnaeidae.
GACAACAGGAAGUAAACAGCUUUUUUUGAUUUCGAUAACAGCCAAUAUUUAAGUUAUAACAUCUUGUCUCGGAAGCUUUUCUUUUAAAAUAAAUACAUCAAAGUUAUUUACAUUUAACAUUUUUUGAGUGUAUAAAAAUGUGAUAUACAUAAAUAAACAAACCAAGGAUAUGAAUUGAUUGUUCAAAGAAAACGCAACAAUUUAUUUCAUCAAUAUUCUCACUACUAGUUACUACUAGUUAGUUUAUUAAUAGUUAGUAGUACUUAUUUAAUUUAACUUAUAAACUGAAAACAGAACAAUGCCAUUUUUACAUUCACCUAAAUCACGGGAACCCCUUUGGAAAGAGUGGGAUUAUAAAGCUCAAAAGAGUGGAGUACAUGCAACCGUUUACUCUGUGAACGGCGAUGAAUAUAAUGGAGAAUGGCUUAACAAUAAAAAACAUGGUUGGUAUUAAUUAUUAUUAUAAAUGUUAAUAAUUAAUAUUAUAAUAAUUAUUAACCUUAAAUAUUACCAAGGCCGAUUUACACAUUUCUGCCCCCCCCCCUCCCGACCAAAGCACUCAAUUCUGCACACCACUCACUCAAAAAGUUUUUUUUUUAAAUUAUAACUUCAAAUUAAUAAAAAUAAGAUACUUAUUGAUUCAUUAUUCAAUAUUGAUACAAACAAUACAUUUACAAUGGUUUUUGAAACAUAAACUCAUAAACACUUUAAACAAUCUUUGAACCAAAUGAAUUUUUAAUUAAAAUCUAAACUUACAAAGCAUUUUAUAGUAGGGCCUUUUCAAAAUAAUACUGAAGAAUGUUUUAAUAUUUGGUUGUUAUUUUUCUGCCCUCCCCCCCCUUUUUUUUUUAGUGCUAUGGGGAAAUACAGCCCUGAGUAUUAUUACUAUUUAGUUUACACUACUAGUAUUAGACUUUUAGUGUUGGUUAAACAAAGGCCUUUUAUUAACUUAUGAGAUCAGCUGUUUUUCUGAUGUUAAAAUUGUAAGUCUGUAUGAUCGUAGGUCUAUGUUAGAGCAAGAGUGCAUUUCAUUUUUCAACACUGUAAAAAUCCUGAUAUUUUUAUGCAGAAAACAAGUUUUUAGACAGCGAUUCGUUCUAUUACUCAGAAUAGAUUGCCCUUCCUUACUUGCCUCAUUAGUCUAUUCCAUCUGCUUAAUUACUCAUAGUUGUGGACUACCCCAAAGAAAUUUAAAUCUGAUACCUUUAGGUAGAGACUGAGACCACUCCAUGAGACUGACUAAUAUUGGAUUUAGAGGAAAGAGUAAUACAAAUAUUAAGGUUAUCAACUGGAUAGAUUACAAAUUCGUUAUACAUUUUGGAACACCCCCCACCCCAAACCAUCAUCACAACUUUGUCACAUUAUUAAGACUCUGUCAUAAUACGCUAUCACAAAAUCUUCCCCCUAUUAUCGUCUCACAAUAUUGUCAUCAUUUAAGGAUGGCCUCUUGUGUGAAUUUUUGUGUGAAUUUUUUCAUUGUAUCAAAAUGUUCUCUCAGUGCUUUGCUUUUAAUACUUGAUAUUUAAUACUGAAAAAGCACAAAACAGUUUUAAUCACCAAAAUUCCUUUUGGCAUGUGUGAGAAAACUUUGCACCAAAGAUUUUGCCAUUUCACCAUGCACAAUUAAUAAUGGUGCUCAGGCCUGUUCUUGGUCAUGUUUUCAUCAGUGAUAGACCGCCACUCAUCAUGAAGUUACUUCUUGUAAAUCAACGUUAGAUCUUGUGUUUUCUAAAUUGGUUUACAAUAAUUUACACUCUUGCUUUGCUGCUUUAUACUUGGACUUAAUCAAUCCCUUCAAAGUGGUAUGUGCUUCAGACAUUUAAAUUUUAAAUCUUCAGAAUCACUUUGGGCCAUCGUUCCUACUCCUACCCAUCUAUCCUUUUUACGAUUACAAAUUUUACAAGUCAUAUCAUUACAUUACCAGUAUCAUAUUUCAGUUUUCAAGAUAAACUUAAGAGGACACCUAACAAAUGCCAGAAUGUUAAAUCUCUUGCAGGCAAAGGAACUUACAAGUGGAAAGAUACUAACAAAGUUUAUGAUGGUGACUGGAAGAAAGGGAAAAGAAGUGGCUUUGGAACUCUAACACAUUCAGAUGGUAAAGGUGGCUUUACAAAAGAAUAUUCUGGAGGUUGGAAAAAUGAUCUCAGACAUGUAAGCACUUGAUAUUUAAAUUGAGCCUAUUCCCAUAAAACAAAAGAAUAUAUUACAAACCAAAUGCAUUUGCAGGAUUUUUAAGCAUCUCAUUUAUCGCAGUUAUCUAGAAUUUUAUUUAGUGAAUCAGCUUCAUAAGUUAGCGUUAUUGACAUUUUUACAUAGAGAAUUAAGUAUGUUAUUUAUAAAAAUGUUUAUGGGGUAAUAUUAUUUUUAAUAUAAAUAAAUGAAUUCUUUUGAGCUCACUUUUUUAAGGCGAUUAAUUAACAAUCUCCCAUAAAGUAUUUAAAAAUUCUUAAUUCCAAUUAUGUUAUAUUUAUAUUAAUGCUGCUCACCUAGGGCUAUGGGACAGAAUUUUACUCUGAUGAAAAGUUUUACGAAGGAGAAUGGUAUGCUGGUAAAAGAUCAGGCUGGGGAAGAAUGUAUUAUGAGGAUGGCACAAUAUAUGAAGGGGAGUGGUAUGACGAUAAGCGGAGUGGACAAGGAAUGCUGCGAUUAAGUAAGUAUAUUUCUUAUGACCAGUCAGCGGAGCCAGAAUUACUUAAAAGCUAUGAAGCUACAGCCUAAGGAACCAAAAUCCAUAGCGGGCCGGAAAAAAACAUUUUUUAAUGAUUAAAAAUGUAAUCACAAAUGGCAUUCAUUUGAAAAUAAAAAUAAGUUUUCACUUUAAAUGUUUUUCUAUGUUCUGACAAAGCCUCAAGGAUGUCAUAAACUCUAAAUCUGACCCUGUGGGUUGAAAAAAAAAUCUAAUAAUCUGUAAUAAUUACUGGAAUACUGUUAUCUAAAAGGUUGUUGUUUUUUUUCUGGGUGCAAAUUGAGUAGUUCAAAAAAAGUGUGUGUUAUUAACAUGAUAAAAACAUAUUUAAGGACAGAUUUCUAAUAAGUCUGCAGUGAUAUGUAUACUUCUUUUUCUAAACAAAAUUUCAUGAACAAUGAAUCCAAAACAUGAUUUUGUUCCAGCCAAUGAGAACCGCUAUGAAGGAUCGUGGAAAGAAGACAAGAAAAAUGGAGCAGGGAAAUUUUAUUACUUGGACUCUGGGCAGGUGUUUGAGGGAGUCUGGAAGGACGACGUACCAAAAUGUGGUACUAUGAGAGACUUUGGCAGAGAAAAUGCACCAGAACCCACACCAUAUCCAAUACCAGAGGUAUGCUUACAUGACAUGAUAGAUAAUUUAGUUCUAAUUUGUACUUUGGAAAGGUAAAACUUUCUAUGACAUUAACUGAUCUUCCAUUUAGUUUUCAUUAGUUUUAAUAUCAUAGCUUACAUACGAUUAAAACAUGCACUUAAAAUUCUUACAUUUAUAUGACAGUCGUUAGAAAUAAAUAAUAUUUUCUUAAAAACAUAUAAAUAAACAAUUAAUAUUACUUUUAGGAGAUAAUGUCUUUCAAAAUAUUGAUAGUCAAGUCAAACUGAUAAUUUUUAAUGAACUGUUUGUCAGAGUUGUUUACUGGAAAAACAUGUUAUAAUUACUAACAUAAUUCAUUAACUAAUUCUUUCACAUAGGAGCAUAAAUAUUAAAAUAAUUUUUUAUCCUGAGAACAAUAUGUAACUAACUUUUUUUGUGUAACAAACUUGCACUCCAAAAUCAUGCCCGGUCCAAAGGACAAUUACUGAGAAGUAUCCAAAUUACAAGUCUAUUUUUGUUUGUUUCAUUUCCAGGUCAAACUGGCGAACCCUGAAGCUGUCAUUGCCGACUCAGAGGACCAGUUUUUAAAUGAUCACGAUUAACAUGUGAUUGUUUAGUUUCCCUCUGAGUGAAAGACUUGUUUGCAAUACUGAAUAUUUUGGACCCCCUUAAUAAUUACUGGAAUGAGAUGCUGAAUAUAACCUUAAUGACCUUCCAAGAGCUUUGGUAGAAAUUAAGACCAAGUUCUAUCCUCUAUCUUUAUACUUGUCGGUGGCAAAGUUUGGUUUAGAAGACAAUUUUCAAUCUCAAGCAAUCAACAAAUCAAAGAAACAUGUUGAGUUGUCCAAAAUUUAAUGGCAUAUUAAAAAAUAUACUUUAUGAGAGUAUUUCUAGUCUUAGCAUUUAAGAUUCUAACAAAUUAAUUCACUUUUAGGGGAGACAUUUUUACACAAAUAAUCAUAUUAAAACCAGUUAUUUGAUAGUAAAAACACAAAACUAUUCCCAAUUUUUUUUUGUAGAAAACUUAAUAAUUAUGAGUUAAGGGAACUUACUGGUUGUGAACAAGUUUCUUCUGGCAUCUCAUCCUGUUUAUAAUGACAAAAUUGAGUCAAGUAAUUACAAUAAACUUGCAGUGUUAUGCUUUGGUGGAUUGAAUGUUAAAGUCAUGUAGAAAAAAAGAACAUUAUCAUUAUCUCCUUAUUCCAUCUUUCAUUUUAACCAUUCUGGAUACAAAAUGACGGUUGCAUGAAUUCCAGACCAAUGGCAAUGAAUCUAUUGUAAACUUUGUAAAUAAAGUAAACAAAUAAAAAUAUUGUAAUAGACUGGUGAGUUGUUUUUUCAUACAUAAUAAUUUUGAAUGUCUUCAAAUAGAGCACAGUAAAGUCUAUAGAACAAAUUUUUAAAAAAACAUUUGAAAAUUAAAACAACACAAAUAUUGAAAAAACUUUAAACAGAUUUUCUUAUCGCCAUAAACCUUUUAAUAUCAUUAUGAAAACACUUAACAAUAAACCAAAUGAUUUUUUUUAAUGAAAUGAAGAAUAAUACAAUAAUUUUGUUUAGUUUUUAUCAAUGCUCAACAAUGCCACCACUAUUC